Messenger RNA from Larimichthys crocea (large yellow croaker), 3767 nucleotides. RefSeq names its product zinc finger, FYVE domain containing 9b (gene zfyve9b). NCBI's taxonomy places the organism in Eukaryota, Metazoa, Chordata, Actinopteri, Sciaenidae. The transcript has 16 exons. Gene Ontology annotation, molecular function: metal ion binding. Gene Ontology annotation, cellular component: early endosome membrane. The coding region runs from base 267 to 3221 and encodes 984 amino acids. Gene Ontology annotation, biological process: endosomal transport. The record is from RefSeq and is a predicted model, not a curated record.
UUUUCAUAUCUGGCAUCCUAGCGCUUGUGUUGGCCUGUACUCUGUCCUGCGGGCUGUGUAGACAGGCAAACUGGGGAGGGACAUUUCUGCACACCUCUUGAGUUUCUUCAAAGAGCUGCAGAGAGACACAGGGGAGGAGGGAGAUCACAGAGAAGGGGGGUAGAGAGGCGAAAUCAUCCCAUCCUCCGCUUGUGAGCAAGGCACUGGUGCUUGAAUCCCGUUUUUUUUUCCUCCAAACCUCGGCACUCAAAUGUAACAGGAUAAAAAUGCUGAAGUUCUUCUCUCCGCGGGAUGACGAGAAUGAAAGCCUUCUGGGAGCAAUAACUGAGGAUGAAGGAGACAAUCCGUCUAUCCAGGACACCAAGCACCACUGGAUGAACAGACCCUGCCUGCUGGUGCUCAAAGAUGGGGACGUGUCAAAACCAGGUCUGGGCUGUGGCCAAAUACGACCAGAAUCUCCGUCUAAGACCUCAACGGAUGCAUCCGUCAGAAGCAGCUUUGGGCCAUGUGAGCAGAAACCAUCUGAACAUCCUGCCAAAACUGCUUCACCCUCCCAGCUGGAGGAGGGCAGCUGCACUGUGACCGCCAUCUCCACAUGGGGUGAAAGUUGUUUCAGGGAGUCUCCCAGCCCCCUGGUGCUGAGUCCUGCAGAGGCUGCAUGGCCUGAAGAGGAGGAGGAGGAGGAUGAGGAUGAGGAGAUGAUGGCAGAGGAGAAGAAACCUCAGGUCCUCCCAUCAAAGGAGGACUCUGUGAUCGAGGAGAAGGAGCUUGAGGAGAGCAGGCUGGAGCAGCCCUGCAGCUCGGAGGCGACUGCAGGAUCUUCUCUCUCACACGAGGAGGCAAAUGGCAGGGAGCUCCAGAGCCAGUUUAACAUAGUCAGAUCUAAUGGAGGAGAUGAGACAGACAGCAGCAAGGCCCAGGCAGCCAGUGAGGAGGGAGCGAUGGGGGACUGCGCAGCAUCCCCUGUGGAUCCUGACAAUGAGUCCGAUUUGAGUCCUGUUGGCAUCUUGUCCAAGGAUCGAGGCGCUGUCCUUGGGGAGGUCGCUCCAGUGUGGGUUCCUGAUGCUCAGGCACAGGUCUGCAUGAAGUGUGGGGUCAAGUUUACAUUUACUAAGAGGAGGCACCACUGUCGUGCUUGUGGGAAGGUUUUUUGUGCACUUUGCUCCAAUCUGAAGUUUAGACUCACGCAUCUGGAUGGCAAAGAGGGACGAGUCUGCAUUUCCUGUCAUUCAACCCUCAUCAAAAGGACACCUCCAAGGGGGAAAAGGAGGGUGUGGUUUGCAGAUGAAAUCCUCAAUAAGCAGUCAGAGUCUGCUCCAACCACACCAGUCAGAGGGCCUGCCUUCUCACCGCUGAUGAGACGAGCGCUGGGCGGGCCGGUUAAAAGUCCUGUGGGUUCACCACAGAUCAGGAGAGCCUUGCGGCCACAUGGAACUAAUAUUAAUGAGGCCUGUGGUCCUUACGGCUGGGGCACUACAGCUUUAGUGAGCAGCUCUGCCAACCUCAUCCCCCUGGAGGGUCUGCCACCGAUCCUCACCUCCACAGGAGUCAAAGGAGAUUACACUGUGGAGGAGCAGCCCUCUGAGAUGUUGCUUAUUCAGGAGUUGGAGAGCGGCAGGCCCAAGCCGCUGGUGUUUGUCCUCAAUGCCAACCUACUUGCUAUGGUCAAGAUGGUCAACUAUGUUAACAGGAAGUGCUGGUGCGUGACGACAAAGGGUAUGCACGCUGUGGGCCAGGUGGAGGUGGUGGUGCUGCUGCAGUGCUUGCCUGAAGAGAAAAGCUUCCCCAAAGACAUUUUCAGCCACUUCAUCCAGCUGUACAGGGACACCCUCACAGGAAAGGUUGUGAAACAUCUGUCGCUGUCCUUGUUUGGCAAUAGCUUCCUGGGCAGUGAGGAACAUGCUGGCUUCCUGUACAUUCGACCAACUCUCCAGUCCCUUCAAGGUCUACCUCUGCCAAACCAGCCCUACCUCUUUGGCCUGCUGGUCCACAGAGCAGAGGUGGCCUGGGCCAAAGCCUUUCCCUUGCGUCUCAUGCUGCGACUGGGGGCAGAGUAUAGAUUUUAUCCAUGUCCUCUGUACAGCGUACGUCUGAGGAAGCCCCUGUUUGGGGAAAUAGGCCACACCAUAAUGAGACUGUUAGUGGACUUUAGGAAUUACCGUUACAGCCUACCAAUGGUGCCGGGGCUCACUGUGGAUCUAGAGGCUCAGAGGACCUGCAUAAAGAUACCGACCAACGGGUAUAAUGAGCUAAUGAAGGCUUUGAAUAAGUCCAAUGAGCAUGUGCUGGCUAUUGGAGCGUGCUUUAAUGAGACUGCAGACUCCCACCUCAUCUGUGUGCAAGGAGACGAUGGCCAGUACCAGACCCAAGCCAUCAGCAUCCACAAUCAGCCACGCAAAGUUACCGGAUCCUGCUUUUUUAUAUUCAGCAGUGCAUUGAAAGCGUCUGCAGGGUACCUUGCCAAGUCCAGUAUAGUAGAAGACUGUUUGUCUAGGCGUGUGUACAUGUUUAUGCGUGUGAGUGUGCGUGUGUGUGUGUGUUUGUUUGUGUGUGUGUGGCCAUUGGUGUCUGUUUGUGUGUUUCUCCUGUAUUGCUGUCCCCUCUCCCCAGAUGGGCUAAUGGUGCAGAUCACCGUGGAAACCAUGGCGGAGCUGCGCCGGUCGCUACGGGAGAUGAAAGACUACACCGUCACCUGUGGACGCCUUGACCAAUCAGACAGCCAGGAGCUUGUUUGUGUACAAUGGGUGGAGGAGAAAUGCACUGUGAACAAGGGAGUUAUAAGUCCCAUUGAUGGGAAAUCCAUGGAGUCCAUCAUCAGUACGAAGAUGUUCCAGAAGUCAGAAUACAAAGAAAAUGGAAAGAUCAUCCGCUGGACAGAAGUGUUCUUCCUGCAGAGGGGAGAUCAUCCCAAAGGAGGAGCGACCGACUCGGCUGAACAUAACCGGUUAACAGAGCGGAUUGCCCGGGCUUUUUGUGUGGCACUGUGUCCACACCUCAAACUUUUAAAAGAGGACGGAAUGGCCAAACUGGGGCUACGUGUCGCUUUUGAAUCUCAAGAGGUGGGAUUUGUGGCCGGGAGCAAUGGGCAGCCUCUCCCAGCUCAGUACCUCAACGCCCUGGAUAGCGUGCUGAUUCCCGUCAUACAUAGCAGGGGGCGCAAGAGGGGAGAUGAGCCUAUUGUGAUGGAGCUCAUCUUUUACAUCCUGGAGAACAUCACUUAGAACCAACACACACCCGACUAUUUCAUCUUUUUAACCCUGACCACAACUCUGUAUCUGGCACUUCUCAUCAGUGCCGCCAUCGGUUUCAGCGCAAUAAAAGCAUUCAAAGGGCGAACCAGACCACAUCCAAGGUCUGCAUUCAUCUCACCCACUCACAAGUAGAGAGAAGUGGUCUGACUCUUAGUGGUUUUCUGAUCUCACCCUGCCAUGCAGCAGACAAUCUGGGUACGCAUGAAACCUAGGAUGGACGAUCAGAUCAGGGUACUGCACUCUACAGUAGUAGCAACUUCAUAGCUUGAUAUUCAUUCAUGUCAAUGUUCCAUAACUUCCAUAAUGAAAAAUACCUUUAAAGUGGGAGCUGGAUUCAGCCCCACAACCUUAAAGCAAAGACAUAAAGAGAAUGACUUGAAGUACUGUAUGUAGUAGAUCUGUAGCAAUUUGAUGCACACUGAACGAAUGCCUAAAGAAUGUUUUCAUACUGGAUGUAUUUUAAUCGAUUGCUCAUGAAAUGUAACGUCAGCCUCGAAUUAAACUUGCACCAAUAAA